Didymella exigua CBS 183.55 is the source of this 1935-nucleotide messenger RNA. RefSeq lists its product as uncharacterized. Gene Ontology annotation, molecular function: stearoyl-CoA 9-desaturase activity; heme binding; iron ion binding. The record is from RefSeq and is a predicted model, not a curated record. The transcript has 2 exons. NCBI's taxonomy places the organism in Eukaryota, Fungi, Ascomycota, Dothideomycetes, Pleosporales, Didymellaceae. The coding region runs from base 254 to 1696 and encodes 480 amino acids. Gene Ontology annotation, biological process: unsaturated fatty acid biosynthetic process. Gene Ontology annotation, cellular component: endoplasmic reticulum membrane.
ACAGACAGUGCUUCCAUUCCACCGCCAAUCGCUAUAUUAUCCUGGCUGUGCCGGCCGUGUCUCUCUUUCUUCACCCCCUCUCGCUCCUGCACUUCUAUCUGACCCCUCUUCCUGAGUGUGGUAUUCCUUCGCUACUGGAGCCCUUAGUUGCGUGCUUCUUGGAAACCGACCGGAGCUCGAGAAUUUCCUACACUUUGCGAGUAGCUUUCUCGCCAUUAUCACACCGACACCCUCCCAACUCCGGAUCACCAUCAUGCCCUCCUCUCAGGCUGUUUCCGGCGACCUCGCCAUCAAGCCCGAGUUCGUUGAUCAGAAGUCGCCCAUGGCCUCGACCAGCGAGCCCAACCGCAACCCAAAGUACGACCCGAAGAAGCCUCACAUCACCGACACGCCUAUAACAAAGGCGAAUUGGUACAAGCACGUCAACUGGCUGAACGUCGUAUUCAUCAUUGGCAUUCCCCUCGCUGGCUGCAUUGCCGCGUUCUGGACUCCUCUCAAGUGGCAGACUGCCCUUUGGGCCGUCAUCUACUACUUCUGGACCGGUCUCGGUAUCACAGCUGGUUACCAUCGUCUUUGGGCGCACAAGUCCUACAACGCUUCGCUCCCUCUGUCCGUCUUCCUCGCCCUCGUUGGCGGCGGCGCUGUUGAAGGCUCCAUCCGCUGGUGGAGCCGUGACCACCGCGCUCACCACCGCUACACCGACACCAACAAGGACCCCUACUCCGUUCGCAAGGGUCUUCUGUAUUCUCACCUUGGCUGGAUGGUCAUGAAGCAGAACCCCAAGCGCAUCGGCCGCACCGACAUCACCGACCUGAACGAGGACCCUGUUGUCGUAUGGCAACACAAGCACUACAUCAAGGUCGUCGUCUUCAUGGGUCUGAUCUUCCCCUCCGCCGUCGCCGGUCUUUUCUGGAACGACUGGAAGGGUGGAUUCAUCUACGCUGGCAUCCUCCGCAUCUUCUUCGUCCAGCAGGCUACCUUCUGCGUCAACUCCCUUGCCCACUGGCUCGGUGACCAGCCUUUCGACGACCGUAACUCUCCCCGUGACCACGUCAUUACUGCUCUUGUCACCCUUGGCGAGGGCUACCACAAUUUUCACCACGAGUUCCCCUCCGACUACCGCAACGCUAUUGAGUGGCACCAGUACGACCCCACCAAGUGGUCCAUCUGGAUGUGGUCCAAGCUUGGCCUUGCCUCCAACCUGAAGCAGUUCCGCGCCAACGAGAUCGAGAAGGGUCGUGUCCAGCAGCUGCAGAAGAAGAUUGACCAGAAGCGCGCCAAGCUCGACUGGGGUGUUCCUCUUGAGCAGCUUCCUGUCAUUGAAUGGGACGACUACGUCGAGCAGGCCAAGAACGGCCGUGGUCUCAUUGCUGUCGCCGGUGUUGUCCACGACGUCACCGACUUUAUCAACGAGCAUCCUGGUGGUAAGACCCUCAUUAAGAGCGGUAUUGGCAAGGAUGCUACGGCCAUGUUCAACGGUGGUGUCUACUUCCACUCCAACGGCGCCCACAACCUCCUCUCCACAAUGCGCGUUGGUGUUAUCCGUGGCGGUUGCGAGGUUGAGAUCUGGAAGCGAGCCCAGAUGGAGAACAAGGAGGGCUUCAUCGCCAAGGACGCCGCUGGCAACCCCAUCGUCCGCGCUGGCGACCAGGUUACCAGGGUUGCUCAGCCCGCUGUCAGCGCGAGCGCAGCAUGAACGAGUGUGUAUAUCAAUUUGAGCGAAGCGAUAUCCGGAGUUGGGUUUGUAUUUUGAAUCAUCGGGCAUAGUAAUUUCUCUUUCCCAGCGUUCGCUUGAGCAUCACAGGUGUGAUUGCUUAGAUAUCUAGACGGAGUAUGACUACAGCCUCUUCAUGAGUGCAAUGGCUCAAAAGCCUAUCGACAUUGACUGAGUAAAAUAUUAUCAUGACACAAUCUUUUUACACAUUUCUUAGUGCC